AUGCCAACCAAGUCUAGCAUAAAAUAUUUUAAGCUUGUGGGUGUACGUAUAGUAUACGACAUGUUAGACAGCAAACAAGCUGGGUGGUCUGUAGUAACUAUGAUUCAUGAGAUUCCUAUCAGGUGGUUAAAUGGCUGUAGUAACUAUGACUCGAGACUCGAGAUUCCCAGUGUCCCUACCAUAGCACGAGUGGAUGAUUUACCAUCAAAGUGGCGAAUACAUGGUGGUUCCCUUAGAUGUUCUGGGACGUACGGUCGUGAAACUUCAUCAUGGCGAGGAAUCCCAAGUAAGCACGUCGUCGUCCCUGCCGAAUUAUACACACCACUUGUAUCGACGGAUUUGAGGCCGAUUACCGGACUGGAUCAAGAGAAAAAUUAUGUCAUAGGCAGUGUG
Funneliformis mosseae is the source of this 393-nucleotide messenger RNA. The record is from the annotation of a GenBank genome assembly. NCBI's taxonomy places the organism in Eukaryota, Fungi, Glomeromycota, Glomeromycetes, Glomerales, Glomeraceae.